Molecule: messenger RNA, 636 nt
Organism: Daphnia carinata
Lineage: Eukaryota; Metazoa; Arthropoda; Branchiopoda; Diplostraca; Daphniidae
Product: alpha-crystallin A chain-like
Exons: 4
Coding region: 4-546 (180 amino acids)
Biological process (GO): response to heat; protein refolding
Molecular function (GO): protein folding chaperone
Source: RefSeq, a predicted model, not a curated record
AAAAUGUCUUCCGUCAUUGCGCGUAAUGUUUUGGGCAGAUUGUCCCGGUCCGCUCUCAAAUUAAAUCAGCCGCAGGCGAGAGGUGUGUUUGGUCGGGGAUUCGGAUUCUUUGAUCCCUCUUUCCGAUCACUCGUCCGCGAUAUGGAGCGCACGUUUAACAGCCUGUAUCAGGAUGUCGGACGAACGUUCAACCAAUCUAUGCUUCCACGUGCCCUUCCACACGCAUCUCUCGCCGAUGAAAAACCCAUGUACCGUCUUAACAUCGACAUGCCGGGAUUCAAACCGGAAGAUAUCAAAAUUUCCCUAAAGGAUCGGAUGUUGAAUAUUCAUGCGAAAAUGGAACGUAAAUCAGACGACGGCGGUCGGUUUUACCAGGAAGUCUGUCGCGAGUAUCUUUUACCUGAAACGUUGAAGGUGGAAGAGCUGAAAUCGAUCUUCACCGACGAUGGGGUAUUAUGCAUCGAAGCGCCCCAGCCAGAAGCUGAAAAGCCGCUUGAAAUACCAAUCGAUCGCUGCGAAGUUCCGAAAAGGGAACAGCUUAAGUGAUUGCAACAACAAAUAAAAUCAAACUUUUUGUUAAUUUUUGUUAAAAAUUUUACUAAUAAGUGAUUUUUCCCGAGGAAAAAAAGAAAACGA